Messenger RNA from Scleropages formosus (Asian bonytongue), 3807 nucleotides. It is a transcript of the gene epb41l2, whose product is annotated as erythrocyte membrane protein band 4.1 like 2. Lineage: Eukaryota; Metazoa; Chordata; Actinopteri; Osteoglossiformes; Osteoglossidae. The coding region runs from base 241 to 3396 and encodes 1051 amino acids. Gene Ontology annotation, molecular function: actin binding; structural molecule activity. Gene Ontology annotation, biological process: actomyosin structure organization; cortical actin cytoskeleton organization. The transcript has 22 exons. Gene Ontology annotation, cellular component: plasma membrane; cytoskeleton. The record is from RefSeq and is a predicted model, not a curated record.
GCGGUCGUGAGGGUAUGUCCGACCAAUCGGUACGAUCGCGGGGCUGUUUUCGGCCAAUCCUUGCGUUCUCGGGGUUGUGUUCUGCUGCGCUGGCCUCCCUCCCGGGCAGAUUUUUGGUGUGGGAAUUUCAAUUUGAGAUUCGGGAGUUUUAGUUCCAGGGGUUCAAACAGACCACGCGCAGCACGAUCCUGAGUUGGUACUUCGCGACUCUGCCACGCCACGUCAGUGUGAUUGGUUACCAUGACGACAGAGGUUGGGUCCGAGACCGAAGUGAAGAAGGAACCGGAGAAGGCCGAGGAGCAGUCGCCGGCUCCGGAGCAGGACGCCCAGGCUCCAGCAGCGGAGCCCAAGGCAGAAGCAGAGCUGCCCUGUGGGGAGACGGCCCCGCCGGGUGGAGACGGAGACGCCCAGCCCAAAGCGGCAUCCCCAGAGAAGGAGAGAAAGCAGAAGGAGCCAUCAGCGGGCAAGGGCAUCUCCCGCUUCCUGCCCCCAUGGCUUAAGAGGCAGAAGUCGCAGAGCCAGGCCGAACCCAGAGAGGCAGAGAAGGAGAACCAGGAGAAGGUGGACGAGCAGCAGCAGCCGGGACAGGAGUCGGCUCCAAAGUCCCCCGUGUCGGAGGCCAAGGAGGCGCCCGGCGAGGAGCUGAAGUCGGACGACAAAGACGACAAACACUCCAUCGGCAGCGCCGACACGCAGCCUGCAAAGGAGGAGAAGGGAGACGAGUCUUUGGAGAGGAGUGCGGACGUGAAGGAGAAGGAGGAGAGCAAGUGCGAGGAGAAGAAGGAGGAAGGGGAGACCCCGAAGCCGGACUCUGGCACCGAGAAGCCCCUGCUGAAGGCCGCCAAGAAGAUGAAGACGGUGAUGUGCCACGUGACCCUACUGGACGGCUCCCAGUUUCCCUGUGAGGUGGAGAAACGGGCGAAGGGACACUUCCUGUUUUUCAAAGUGUGCGAACACCUCAAUUUGCUGGAGAAGGACUAUUUUGGACUGAGUUACAAGGACGCUGCGGACCAAAAGUGCUGGCUGGAUCCCGCGAAGGAGAUCAAACGUCAGAUUCGAAACUCUCCUUGGCAGUUUGCCUUCAACGUCAAAUUCUACCCACCUGACCCCUCCCAGCUGACAGAAGAUAUAACCAGAUACCUCCUGUGCCUUCAGCUCCGCCAGGACAUCGCCUCCGGGCGCCUGCCCUGCUCGUUCGUAACCCACUCCUUGCUGGGCUCCUACACCCUUCAGGCGGAGCUGGGGGACUACGAUCCCAGCGAGCACCGCCUAGAGUACUUGAGCGACUUCCAAUUCGCCCCCACGCAGACCAAGGAGAUGGAGGAGAAGGUGGUGGAGCUACACAAAAAUCACAGGGGUAUGACGCCAGCUCAAGCAGAUGCACAGUUUCUAGAAAAUGCCAAGAAGCUGUCCAUGUACGGGGUGGACCUGCACCAUGCCAAGGACUCCGAGGGUGUGGACAUCAUGCUGGGGGUUUGCGCCAACGGGCUCCUUGUCUACAAGGACAGGCUGCGGAUCAACCGCUUCGCCUGGCCAAAGAUCCUCAAGAUAUCCUACAAGCGGAGCAACUUCUACAUCAAAAUUAGGCCUGGGGAGACGGAGCAGUUCGAGAGCAGUGUUGGCUUCAAGCUGCCGAACCAUCGCUCUGCCAAGAGGCUGUGGAAAGUGUGCGUGGAGCACCACACUUUCUUCAGGCUGGUGACCCCGGAGCAGCCCCCAAAAGCCCGCUUCCUCACCCUGGGCUCCAAGUUCCGCUAUAGUGGGCGCACACAGGCUCAGACGCGGCAGGCCAGCAGCCUCAUCGACAGGCCAGCCCCAUACUUCGAGCGCACCUCCAGCAAGCGGGUGUCCCGGAGCCUGGACGGAGCCCCUGUGGUCAGUGUGAGUGACCAGGCCCUCCGGGGCGACUCGUCCGUAGCAGGAGACAAGGAGAAUGGCAGAGAGCCCGCGCUGGAGCUCUCCUCGGACUCCAAGAGCAAGUUGAGAGUGCAGGGGGAAAAUAUAUAUGUCAGACAUAGCAAUUUAAUGUUGGAGGACCUGGAUAAGACCCAGGAGGAUGUUUUGAAACAUCAGGCUAGCAUUAGCGAGUUAAAGCGCAGUUUUAUGGAGUCCACUCCCGAGCCGCGCCCCGAUCAGUGGGACAAGCGGCUCACCGCCAGUCCCGCCACCAGCCUGCGCCUGCAGGCCCAAGGGAGCUUAGAAGAGGAGAUAACCUCCAUAUUGUUCAGUAAAGCAGGCUUUUGCUCCGGUCCUGCUCGCCCCUUUGUUUCCAGAGCACGAGCAGCAGAGGGCACUGUUACCGCAGCCUCGCUCCCUGUGGCCAUGGGCUCCGUCGAGAAAACGCCUCCCACUACAGACGGACCGCUCCCCGACAGCAAAGACAUUGGCAAGAGUGCAGAGGAUAAGCAGAGGUCAGGCACAGGCGAGCAGGCUGAGGUUGAGAUAGAAGAGACUGUAGUCAUCAAGGAGGUCAAGAAAGCACCCAAAACCAAAGACGUGGCUCCCGAGGUCGUUGUUGGCGCCGCCGUCGCCGAAGAGGCGAAGAAGGAGAAAGAGGGAGAGGCCGAGGAGAAGGAGGACAAGAGGCCGGGCGGCGGAGAGGCAAGCUCCUCCUCAGACAGCCACAGCGAGAGCGAGGAGGAGGCCGAAUACCACCCGCAGGUGAGCAGCGUCUCCGUGGACCAGAUCAAAGAGGAGCCGGAGGAAGAGGAGCCAAAGCAGGAGGCCCCGCCUCCAGGGGCGGAUCCCAUUGCCAGUGCCGCGCCCCCGCGUGCCAGGGAAGAACGGGGGGCAGCGAGCGAGGGGGCCGCAGACGAAGAAGCGCACAACGGCCACACUGAGACGCGCCAGGGCCUGGUGUCCGUGGAGGAAGAUGAGGAAGAGGAGGAGGAGGAGGAGGAGGAGGAGGAACCCAGGUUGAACGGGGAUGUGUCUCGCACUGAGACGGAGCGCCUCCCACAGGUUAUUUGUUGCUCUGAGCCUCCUGUCGUAAAGACAGAAAUGGUGACCAUCUCGGACACAUUCGCAGCCCAGAAGACGGAGAUCUCAACCAAGGAGGUGCCCAUCGUCCACACGGAGACGAAAACCAUCACGUACGAGGCCGCGCAGCUGGACGGUGCUGGAGACAGCGAGCCCGGCGUUCUUAUGACAGCCCAAACCAUCACCUCUGAGUCCCUGUGCACCACUACCACCACGCACAUCACCAAGACUUUAAAAGGUGGGCUUUCCGAAACCAGGAUUGAGAAGCGCAUCGUCAUCACGGGAGAUUCGGACAUCGACCACGACCAGGCCUUGGCCCAGGCUAUAAAGGAAGCCAAAGAACAGCACCCCGACAUGUCGGUCACUCGGGUGGUGGUCCACAAAGAGACUGAACUGGCAGAGGAGGGCGAGGACUGAGCUCCAGGUUCGAAGAGCCCCCGAGUUGCCGUUCGGGUCCGAGAACAACCCCCCGCCGCUUUGAGAAAAGUGACUUCCCACAGCUCGAGGACCGGAGAAGACUCCCGGGGCUGAGCAGCAACAUCUGUGCUUUGCACACGUUCCAUUUUUAUCAUUCAGAAGAAAACCACUUAGCUAACGUUAGCUUGUUUUAUUUCUAGCGCUUCGGCGAAAAAAAAAAAAGUACCGUUAUUACAACCACAUAGGACUACGAGAAGUGGUCAUUUUUUAAUGUCGAGUAGCGUUCACAUCCCUAGACUGUGUACAGAAAGGUUAUGUUUUUUUUUUUGUUUCUUUAUUUGGAUAAACUACGUAUAAAAAGCGAUAUUUAAAAAUUCUAUACCCGGGACUCGUGAAGAAGAUGGAAACAUA